AUGCGUAAUUCCAGUACGAGCAGCAGUGAGGCUUCACCUGUGGGAGAGACUGAACCUGGUGUAAGCGAAGAGGUCAACGGUGAAGACACCGCCGGCGGAUCUUCAAACGAUACGCAGACUGAUGACGGUGGGCUUUGUCCGAAAUGUGGUUCGAAUGAAGAUCCUCAAUUCAUACACUACAGAAAAUUUGAAAAGCUGGUCGAUUCCAACUAUGGAGCCUUCAUUUGGCGUUACUGCUGCGCUCGGAAGGAUUGUGCUGAAUUUUUUGGCGAUUACUACGCUUAUGAUAAAGUUUCUAAUUCCUUCGUACAAAUUCCUGAAGAGUCGGUGGUCCCAGAGGAACCCAAGAUCGAAAGUGAGCCAGAACCACCCAGCCCACCCAAGGAAGCUGUGCCUGAAGCUAUCGCUCCUGAAUGUUCAGAGGAAGCUGCACCUGUAGAUACUACUCUUGAAUGUUCAGACGAAGCUGCGCCUGUAGCAAUUGCUCCUGAAUGUUCAGAAGCUCCUGCAGCAGAAGACACCUCUGAACGAUUGCCAACAUUACCAUCUGAUGAAAACAUACCUGCUGAC
Cooperia oncophora is the source of this 570-nucleotide messenger RNA. The record is from the annotation of a GenBank genome assembly. NCBI's taxonomy places the organism in Eukaryota, Metazoa, Nematoda, Chromadorea, Rhabditida, Trichostrongylidae.